AUGCGUCAACCUCUUACCGACCCCUGCUACGAUGCGUCCGGAAGACCACAACGUUGCGUACCGGAAUUUAUUAACGCCGCUUUCGGCAAGCCGGUUAUUGCCUCAGACACUUGCGGCCUGAACGCUCCAUCAAAGUUCUGCCAGCUUAAAGAAGACUCCGAAGGGGUAUUCCGCGAAAUAUGCGAUAUCUGCGAUGCCAGCGAUUUCAAGAAGGCCCACCCGGCCAGCUUUAUGACAGAUCUGAACAACAAUCAAAAUAUGACCUGCUGGGUAUCCGAGCCGAACACAGCCUACCCAAACAAUGUCACGGUCACACUCUCGCUCGGCAAGAAAUUCGAGUUGACGUACGUGUCAAUGCAGUUCUGCAAUCGGAUGCCGGACUCGAUGAUCCUGCUGAAAUCGACGGAUUUUGGGAAGAACUGGUCGCCAUUCCAGUUCUAUUCUUCUGAAUGUAAGAAGAUCUACCAGCGGGAACUUGAUGUGAAGAUCACAAAACAUAACGAACAGGAAGCCUUGUGUACAAAUCCGCACAAUUAUGGUGGGUCUGGGACUCGGUUGGCCUUUCCGUUCCUGGAGAACCGUCCAAGUGCGAUGAGCUUCGAGCAGAGCCCUGUGCUUCAAGACUGGGUGACAGCGACUGAUAUUAGGAUUGUUUUCACGAGGAUUAGCCCGGAUCAGGCUGACCUAUACGGAGUGGCCAACGACAUCACCAACUCGACGGACGAUGAGAUCCGCCCGAGUUACUACUAUUCACUGGGUGAAUUGGCGGUCGGCGGGCGGUGCAAAUGCAAUGGACAUGCCAGCCGGUGUAUUGUCGACCGGAAUGGGAAGUACACCUGCGAUUGCAAGCACAACACAGCCGGUACGGAAUGUGAACAAUGCCGUCCAUUCUAUUAUGAUCGUCCCUGGGCUCGCGCUACCGCCGAUUCGGCUAACCAAUGUGUUGCUUGCAACUGUAAUCUACAUGCGAAGAGGUGCCGCUUCGACGCUGAAUUGUACAGAUUGAGCGGAGGAAAGUCUGGCGGUGUCUGUCUCAACUGCCGUCACAACACCGCCGGCCGGAAUUGCCACUACUGCAAGCCAGGAUUUUACCGCGACGCGACACUACCCUUGACGCAUCGGAAAGUGUGCAAGGAAUGUGCUUGUCAUCAAGUCGGUUCGCUUGGGAAGUCGUGCAACCAGACGUCUGGACAAUGCGUUUGCAAGCCGGGCGUGACCGGACUGACAUGUAACAGAUGUGCGAAGGGCUAUCAGCAGAGCCGUUCUACCAUCACUCCGUGUAUUCCUAUUCCCAUUAAGGGUGCACUUCCGACCGUUGAAGCUGAUCAAGGUAAAUGCCCGAAAUGCCGAAUCGUACCCAAGCGAUUUAACCAGAAGAAGUAUUGCCGAAGGGACUAUGCGGUUCAAAUUUACAUCACCGGACGGGAAGUGGCUGAUGAUGGUUGGGUGAAGUACAAGGGACAAGUUGAAAGCGUUUUCAAAAAGGGUGAACAAGCGAAGCGCGGUGAUAUGGUGAUUUGGACCUCUCCAUCCAGCGUCGUCUGCAAAUGCCCAAAGAUUCGCGUUGGCAAGCGAUAUCUUUUCUUGGGCAAAGACGACGCAAUCGUCGACAAAGAACACCCAGGAUAUUCGAUCAACAGCAAAACAGUCCUUGUCGAAUGGAAUGAAGACACUAUGGACAAAGCCAUCCGCUUCUCAAACAAAGAUAAAAAGGGACUCUGCCCUUCCAGAAGAAGAUAC
Messenger RNA from Mesorhabditis spiculigera, 1740 nucleotides. Lineage: Eukaryota; Metazoa; Nematoda; Chromadorea; Rhabditida; Rhabditidae. The record is from the annotation of a GenBank genome assembly.